Cryptococcus wingfieldii CBS 7118 is the source of this 1737-nucleotide messenger RNA. RefSeq lists its product as hypothetical. The record is from RefSeq and is a predicted model, not a curated record. Lineage: Eukaryota; Fungi; Basidiomycota; Tremellomycetes; Tremellales; Cryptococcaceae. The transcript has 7 exons. Gene Ontology annotation, biological process: microtubule-based movement. Bases 1 to 1737 code for a protein of 578 amino acids.
AUGGCAUUCACGACUCCGACGAAAACCCCCACGAAGCGGCCGGCGUUCGCAGCUGAGGCUGGGGUGGGCAAGCCUCGGCCUACCGGUGCUUCCCCUGCAUACAGCUCGAGGAGGCAUUCACUCUAUGGCAUCGAAGACCGUGUAGUCCUCGACCUCGGCUCCCGUACAUGGAAAGUCGGUUUUUCUGGAGAACCAGAUCCACGAGCUGUGUUCUUUGCACGCGGAUCAUCUAUAAGAGACCAGUCAUCUGAGGCGUGGGACUUGGACCUCGACUCUGUGAAUGCUAUCAGAGGGAGCAGGUCUGAAGGGGAUAGAUUGAUCGGGAUCAGGAUUGUAGAAAGGUUGAGAGAAAUCUUUGCAAAGCAUCUUCUUGCGGACUCAAAACAACGCAAGGUGAUUGUAGCAGAAAACACGUUCCUCCCGACAUACCUCAAAGAACACAUCGCCCGUACAUUGUUUGACAACCUCCGAGUACCCUCUGUCGCUUUCACACCAUCAAGUCUAUUAGCUCUGGGAUCUUGCGGUAGGAUAACAGGCCUUGUCGUUGACGUUGGGUGGCUAGAGACCAGUAUCACUUCAGUGUACAACUCCCGACCCCUUUUCUCCCUUUCACGAUCUACUCCUUUGGCUGGCAGAAAGCUACACACCAGGGUCAGGUCUCUACUCCACAUUUAUGGAUCUUAUAUUGCGCCCCCAAAAUCGCUGGGAGAUUUGUCCAGGGAUCGUAGCGAGGGAGUGCCCCUGGUUCUGUUGGAUGAUGCGUUUGUGGAGAAGGUUGUGACCGAGGGCCUGUUUGUCGGAGGCGUCUUUGUUGAGCCAGAAGAUAACGAUGACGCGGAAAUGAAGGAUCCGGGCGACAUAGACGAAGCAAAGAGUGAGAAUCUGGAAGAUUUACAUCUUGUCAGGUCUCUCAAAGGCAGGUAUCAGCCGUCCUCUUCAGCCAAAGAUAUGACGUUUUCUGUGCGCCCCCCGACGGGCGUGACCACGAUGGGAUAUGGUACCAUUAUGGUACCUGGGUGGGUGCGCGAGAGGGCUGCAGAGGUGUUGUUUGAAGAUGACGAGUCUGAUGAAGCGGAAGCCCUGCCGCAUGCUAUCCUCAGCUCGAUCCUCAAGCUCCCUGUGGACCUUCGGCCAGAGCUCAUAUCGACUAUCCUUCUUGUCGGCGGCACAUCUUCCCUUCCCAACUUUAUUCCUCGUCUUCGCAUAAGUCUUCUUCAAAACCUGUUACCAGCGCCUUCACUCUCGUCAGACGAGCCCCCGCCACCUCCAUCGCCUAUUGGCACAUUGGCUCGUAAACUCGAGGACGCAAAGUUAUGGCGCCACAGGAAAUCCCAGCCUUACCAAGAGAUCUAUGGAUUAUUCGACAAGGUGGCCAUCCUGAAUGACCCCGCGCCCGUCGACGGGGCAGGGAAUGGAAAGGGGGGUAGAGCACCGAGAUGGGUUCCGAGCUUGAUGACUUGGGUAGGCGGUAGUCUUGCAGGCUCCUUGCGCACAGGCGGCCCCGAAAUGACCCGCGAGACAUACGAUACUCUGCUUUCCACAUCUCUCGCCAGAGGCGAAGUGUAUAGAGAAGAGCUGGAAGAGGCUUAUGCUAGCGUUGCAGCUAGUGUAGGGGCGAGCGUGGAAGACCUAAGGGUGGGCGAGGCGGUCAAGGACGCUAGGGGGCUAGGGAGAAGAAGAGGCUGGAGAUAUGGCAAAGGUGUCAUCGAAGAUUGGAGUCAGACGGUCAAGGUCUGA